GGAUGGUAAUAAUAAUGAUAAUGUGAACCAGUUGUUUAUAAUAUUCGAUUUUUUUGACAAAUGUCAUAAAAUGCUGAUUUUUUUUGUUAGCUUGAAGCUAAAUCAUCAAAAUGUCAAAAUAUAAUAAUGAAAUAUUUCAAUCUGUAUGGAAUAUCCUCGUGAAUUUUUUUUAAUUGAACUUCUAAAAUAAAUGUGGUUAUCAAAAUUAUUAAAGUCCUGUAUUUUGUUUUGGCUAUAAUCAUGAAAAGUAUAAUCAAAAAUAACUAUAAUAAGUAUAAUCAAAAACCAUUGAAAAUGUUUAAAUCAAAUGUAUCGGUAUCAGUAUCGGCAUAGCUGGUCUUGGUAUUGCUCGACAGUGUGCAGUAUCGGCCGGGAUAGCGGUAAUAAUAACGGUAGUGUGAACCAGUUGUUUAUAAUAUUCGACUUUUUUAAAAAAUGUCAUGAAAUACUGAUUAUAUAUUUUGUUUAUUAGCUUAAAGCUAAAUCAACAAAUUUUCAAAAUAUAAUAAUAGUUCAAUCUGUAUAGAAUAUCGUGUGUUUUUUUUUUUUUAAAUUGAACUCCUAAAAUAAAUGUGGUUAUCAAAAUGUAUUAAAGUUCUGUAUUUUGUUUUACUAUAAUCAUAAAAAGUGUAGUAAGUAUAAUCAAAAACCAUUGAAAAUGUUCAACUAUGUAUCGGUAGUGCUGGCCUUGGUAUCGCUCGACAGUGUGCAGUAUCGGCCGGGCUAGUGGGAUAGCGGUAACAACCGCGUGGCACUCGGGGGUCACGAGCCGCCAGGAUGGGCUCGGCGAGGCGGGGCCCGCUGCUCACAUUUCCGGCGCAGUGAGACCUUCCGCCCGGCCUCCGCCGAUCUACAAGCGCGGCCGCUCGACGGGCGGCGGCAUCCAUGUUACUUGUAGAUCCACUAACGGGGGCGGGGCCUAUCCCGCCGUCUCAGCAUCCUUCCACAAGUGGGAGGUAAAAAAAAAAAAAAAAAGCGAGAAGCCCAAACAAGUUUUUCCGCGACGACGUUGAUGAAAAAGGCGAUGUUUGACGGAGGCGACUAACGGUCGCGAAGAUGAUAACUUAGCCGCCCGGCUUGUGGCGAAAGUGCGCGAAAAAGUUGCUCCGCCAUGGCGAGCGGGGUGGCUUCCAAAGUGAAGCGGAGGAAGAAGGGCAAAGAGUACAAAAGCAGGACCGUCCACGCCAACGACGUGACGCGGGAAGAGAAGCCGCAGGCGGGCUACGCCGACAACCAGAUCAAGACCACCAAGUACACUCUGCUCUCCUUCCUGCCCAAGAACCUCUUCGAGCAGUUCCACCGCUUCGCCAACGUCUACUUCGUCUUCAUCGCCCUGCUCAACUUCGUCCCGCUGGUCAACGCCUUCCAGCCCGAGCUGGCGCUGGCCCCGGUGGUCUUCAUCCUGUCCGUCACCGCCAUCAAGGACCUGUGGGAGGACUACCGGAGGCACCGAUCGGACCAGGAGAUCAACCACAUGGACUGCCUGGUCUACGCCAGAUUGGAGCGGCGCUACGUGGAAAAGUUCUGGAAGGAAGUGCGCGUUGGCGACUUCAUUCGGCUGAGGUGCAACGAGAUCCUGCCCGCCGACGUCCUGCUGCUGAGCUCCAGCGACCCCGACCGCCUGUGUCACAUCGAGACGGCCACGCUGGACGGCGAGACCAACCUCAAGCAGAGGCAGGUGGUCCGCGGCUUCUUCGACCUGGAUUGCGAUUUCGACCCGUCCAAGUACAACAGCGUCAUCGAGUGUGAGAAGCCCAACAACGACCUCAACCGAUUCCGAGGAUACAUAAUCCACCGCAGCGGCCGAAGGGAGGCGCUGUACAAAGACAACCUGCUGCUGAGGGGCUGCACCAUCCGCAACACGGAGGAGGCGGUGGGCAUCGUCAUCUACGCAGGUCACGAGACCAAAGCCAUGCUGAACAACAACGGCCCUCGCUACAAGCGCAGCAAGCUGGAGAGGCAGAUGAACGUGGACGUCUUCUGGUGCGUGGUCAUCCUGCUGGUCAUGUGCUCCUUCGCCGCCGUCGGGCACGGCCUGUGGAUGUUCCAGUACGGCGAUAAGAGGCCCGUCUUUGAUGUCCUCAGUCCAGAGGGGACCGACUUAUCGCCCGUCCUGUCGGCCAUAUAUCUCUUCCUCACCAUGAUCAUCGUCUUCCAGGUGCUGAUACCCAUCUCGCUCUUCGUGUCCAUCGAGAUCGUGAAGAUCUGCCAGGUGUACUUCAUCCACCAGGACGUGGAUCUGUACGACGAGGAGACCGACUCGCAACUGCAGUGCAGGGCUCUCAACAUCACCGAGGAUCUGGGACAAAUGCAGUACAUCUUUUCCGACAAGACGGGCACGCUGACCGAAAACAAGAUGGUGUUCCGACGCUGCAACGUGGCAGGUGUGGAGUACUCGCACGAUGCCAACGCUCGGAGACUGGCCAUGUACCAGGAGCUGGACUCGGAGGAGGACGAGUGCACGUCCCACGGCGGCACUCUGCCCCGGCGAGACAGCGCGGCGAGCCACCACAGCGUGCGGGUGGUGCUGCGCUCCCAGAGCACCAAGUCCCACCGCAGGACGGGCAGCAGGGCGGAGGCCAAGCGGGCCAGCAUCCUGUCCAAACACACGGCCUUCAGCAGCCCCAUGGAGAAGGACGUCACGCCCGACCCUCAGCUGCUGGACAAAGUCAAUGAAUGCGGCAGUCAGGUGGACCUCAUGCGCUUCCACAGCCAGCCCGUGUCCCAGCUGCCCUCGGACCUCUCGGACAUCCUGGAUUUCUUCAUGGCGCUCACCAUCUGCAACACGGUGGUGGUGUCCUCGCCCGACCAGCCCCGCCACAAGGUCCGUGUGAGGUUCGAGCUCAAGUCCCCAGUCAAGACCAUCGAAGACUUCAUCAAACGCUUCACGCCGAGCCGUCUGACCUCGGGCUCCAACAGCAGCAGCUCUUCAAGCCUCAACCGCUCGUCCAACAAAGGUUGUUCCAGCGCGCUUUCCUCCCCCUCGGCCGAGAGCACCCUCACCAAGCUGGAGGAGGAGGUGGCGGCGGCGGCGGCGGCGGUUCACGGCGGCCUGCAGAGCGCCUUAAGUGCCGUACUGCCCUCUUACAACGAGAAGCCCCCGAGCACGGACCUUCGUUACGAGGCCGAGUCGCCGGACGAGGCGGCGCUGGUUUACGCCGCCAGGGCCUAUAAGUGCUCCCUGGUCGGACGCCUCCCGGACCAGGUCACCGUAGACCUGCCCCACCUGGGGAAGCUGAACUUUGAGCUGCUGCACACUUUAGGCUUCGACUCCACCAGGAAGCGAAUGUCCGUGGUGGUCAAACACCCUCUGACGGACCAGAUCACCGUCUACACCAAAGGAGCCGACUCCGUCAUCAUGGACCUCAUCAAGACUCCCAACACAGGCAACUCCAACGGAAAGCGUCAGAAGAAGAUCAUUUACAGGACCCAGAACUACCUGAACCUGUACGCCGCGGACGGCCUCCGCACGCUCUGCAUCGCUAAAAAGGUCCUCACUAAGGAGGAGUACGCCUGCUGGCUGCAGCGCCACCUAGAGGCGGAGACGGCCAUCCAGGGACGGGAGGAGCUGCUGUUUGAGUCGGCAUCGCGCCUGGAGACCAACCUCCAGCUCUUGGGUGCCACGGGUAUCGAGGAUCGUCUGCAGGACGGCGUUCCCGAAACCAUCGCCGCUCUGCGGAAGGCCGGCCUGCAGAUCUGGGUGCUGACGGGCGACAAACAGGAAACGGCGGUCAACAUCGCGUACGCCUGCAAGCUGCUGGACCCCGAGGAGGAGAUCUUGACUCUGAAUGCUGAUUCUAUGGAGGCGUGCUCCUCGCUGCUGGAGGAGAGUUUACACUACAUCCAGGACAAGUUCCUCGCCGCCAACUCCCCCGCCUUUGAGAUCCGCCCCUCGCCGCCCUCCGCGUCCCACGCCGCGCCCGUCGUCGCGCACCGCCUGGGCCUGGUGAUCGACGGCCGCACCUUGGCCUAUGCCCUGGACAAGAGCCUGGAGGACAAGUUCCUGGCGGUGGCGCGGAGCUGCCGCUCGGUGCUCUGCUGCCGCUCCACGCCGCUGCAGAAGAGCAUGGUGGUGAAGCUGGUGCGCAACAAGCUGAAGGUCAUGACGCUGGCCAUAGGUGACGGGGCCAACGACGUCAGCAUGAUCCAGGUGGCCGACGUGGGCGUAGGCAUUUCCGGGCAGGAGGGCAUGCAGGCGGUCAUGGCGAGUGACUUUGCUCUCCCACGUUUCCGGUACCUGCAGAAGCUCCUUCUGGUGCAUGGACACUGGUGCUACUCACGUCUGGCCAACAUGAUCCUCUACUUCUUCUACAAGAACGCCAUGUUUGUGGCGCUCAUCUUCUGGUAUCAGUUCUACUGCGGCUUCUCGGGCUCGGCCAUGAUCGAUCAGUGGUAUCUCAUCUUCUUCAACCUCAUGUUCUCCGCCUUCCCACAACUCAUCACCGGCACCCUGGACAAAGAUGUGUCUGCAGAGACGCUGCAGCUCCUACCUCAGCUUUAUGUCAGCGGACAGAACUCAGAGGAGUACAAGCCAUACAUGUUCUGGAUGAACAUGAUCGACGCCUGCUACCAAAGUCUGGUCUGCUUCUUCAUCCCUUACUUUGCCUACGCCGACUCCGACGUGGACCUGUUCACGUGGGGGACCCCCAUCACUACGCUGGCCGUCUUCACCAUUCUGCUGCACCUGGGCAUCGAGACCAAAACCUGGACCUGGAUGAACUGGCUGUCCAUCUGCUUCAGUGUGGCCCUCUUCUUCACGGUGGCCCUCUGCUACAACGCCUCCUGCCCCACCUGCUACUCCCCCUCCAACCCUUACUGGUCCAUGCAGAGGCUGCUCCAGGACCCCCUUUUCUACCUGCUUUGCCUCAUCACACCUGGAGCCGCCCUGCUGCCCAGAUUCUUCUACCGGGCGUGUCAAGGCACGCUGUUCCCCAGCCCGCUCCACGUCGGACGCCAGCUGGACAAACUCCCCGCCGAGACGCGCAGGAACCUCCUGAGCCUGAGCGGGGUCGCAACGGGGCCACAGGCAGGCCCCAAGCCUCCCGCCGCCUCACCGGCGAUGCCCACGUCUCCCGACGGGGCCAAUAACGGCGAGCGGACGAGUCCGGGGAAGAGUCUGUCGUCUCUGCACACGCCACUUCCUGCAAACAUGGACGCUCUUCUUUACGCCGCAGGAAAGUCGCCGCCCCCUCCCGCCAAAGACCCCCGGCUCCUCCACGAGACGCUGGAGCGGCCCGACGCCAGUCUGUCCGUGCGGAUCGCCCCGGCGGACGGCGGCCCGCGCUGCGUCAAGUACACCAGGACCUCCGAGGGAAGACUGGAACGCGACACAGCGUGAAUAUUUGCACCAGCAAUUUUUAUUGUCUUUUUCAAUUUGGUACUUUAUUUCACAAAGAUGCUUUUAUUUUGGCGACUGGAUGAUGUUUAUUUUCAAGGCAAAGCCUGCAUGAUGUGUUUUAUUUGUUAGUUUGACAUCUCAGUGCUGGUCGGCUCUCCAAGAGGCAGAGUUCUCCUUCUGCUGCUGCAUUUGACCUUUUUUUUAAUCUAUUUUUGUAUUGUGUGUUUUUAAAAAAUAGCACAAUCAGCACAAAGUCACAUGACCUCAGUCCAAAGAGACACACUGAAAAGCAGAAAUAUUCACGGGAAUAAAGCUAAAAAUUACAUGAAAGUUUGCAGGGUUAUAAAAAUAACUUUUUAACAGUUAAAAAUGUCAAAAAAUCUCAUGCAAACUCAUAUAUUUUUUUUUUUAUUCCUCAUAAUAAUUCACUUAUGUCCUAUCCUUUUUUGCUUUUGAGUGUGGCUCUAAUACUUAGGAGAGAACGAUGUAUUUUUAUGCAACCAAACAGAAAAAUUGAUUUGCAACCAAAAAAUAUAUAUUUAAACAAAAAAAACAGAUUUGAUAUUAAAAAAAAAUAAUAAUAAUUUAAACAAAAAACAGAUCUGAAAUUAAAAUAAAUAUUUUCAAACAAAAAAUGGAUUUCAAAUUAAAAGAUAAAUGUUUAAAAACAUAAAUGGAAAAAAAAACAUUUGUUUUUCCAAGCAAAAAUAGGUAUUUGAAAUUUUUAAACAAAAAAAAAUGAUUUUUUAAUUUAAAGAUAAAAUAAUUUCAGACAAAAAAUUUAUUUGAAAUUAAAAGAAAAUAUUUUCAAACAAAAAAUGUAUUUGAAACUUAAAAAGAAAAUAUUUUGAUUAGAAAUUUAAAAUAUAUUUUCAAACAAAAAAUGUAUAUCAAAUUAUCCAUCCAUUUUCUACCACUUGUAUAAAAUAUUUUAAAACAAAACAAUAAAAUUAAAAUAUAAAUAAUCUUUUUUUAAACAAAAAAUUUAUUUGAAAUUUCAAAACAUUUUCAAACAAAAAAUUUAUUUGAAAUUUAAAGAACGUCUUUUCAAAACAAAAAAAAUGGAUUUAACAUAUUUUUGAACACAAAUGUAUUUCAAAUUAAAAAAUAAAGAUGUACAAAUAAAAGAUAAAUCUGAAUUUGUUUUUGUUUCUUAAUUCAAACAAAAAAAUAGAUUUUAAAUUUCAAACAUUUUUAAAACAUGACAAAUUGGAUUUGACAAAGAAAAUAUUUUCACACACAAAACGAAUUUGACUUGUCCAGGGUGUACCCCGCCUUUCGCCCGAAUGCAGCUGAGAUAGGCUCCAGUACCCCCUGCCACCCCAAAAGGGACAACCGGUAAAAAAUGGACGGAUGGAUGGAUGGAUGGAAAACCAAUUUGAAAUUUAAAAGAUAUUUUCAUAAACAAAAAUGUAUUUCAAAUUAUAAAAUGUUUAAAAACAUAAACAUUAAUUUGAAAUAUAAAUAAUGUGUUUUGAAACAAAAAAUGUAUUUGAAAUUUAAAAAAAAUUUCAAACACAAAAUGAAUUUGAAAUUAAAAAAUAAAAUACUUUUAAAAUAAAACGGAUUUGAAAUUAAAAGAAAGUAUUUUCAAAAAAAAAUGGAUUUAACAUAAUUUUAAACAAAAAUGGAUUUCAAAUUAAAAAAUAAAUAUGUAAAAAUAAAAGAUACAUCUGAAAUUUAAAAAAAUUUAAAUUUAAAACAAAAAAAUGGAUUUCAAAUUUCAAACAUUUUCAAAACAUAAAAAAUUGGAUUUGCCAAAAAAAUAUUUUCACACACGACUGAUUUGAAAUUUAAAAGAUAGUUUCAAACAACAAAUUUGACAUAUUUUUAAAUAAAUUUAAAAAUUAAAUAUUUACAAAUAAAAAAUAAAUCUGAAAAAAAAAAGAUUUUAAAUGUUUUACAAAUAUUUUCUAAACAUCAAAAAAUUAGAUUUGACAAAGAAAAUAUUUUCACACACAAAACGGAUUUGAAAUUUAAAAGAUAUUUUCAAACAAUAAUUUAUUUCAAUUUAUAAAAUUAAUUUGAAAUAUAAAUAAUAUUUUUUGAAAAUUAAAAAUGUAUUUUAAAUUUAAAAAUAUUUUCAAACAAAAAAUUAAUUUUAAAUUUAAAAAUAAAAUCCUUUACUUUACAAAAUAUUUUCCAAACAUAAAAAAUAGGAUUUGACAAAGAAAAUAUUUUCACACAAAAAACAGAUUUGAAAGAAGAAAAAUAUGUAAGAUAAAACAUUAUUUGUACAUUUUUUUUGGAUUACAAUUUUCUGAGGGGUUCAAAUCCUUUUUUUUUUGGUUGACCAAACUUCAAUCUUGUGGGCGGUGCCUCCCCUAAACAAUAUGUUAGAAGCCUUUUUAUGGUCAGUCACAAAUAUGGCAUUACCAUAUAUGGGCGUGACUGCCGACUACUUCUGCCCUCAACACGUUUGGAGGGGCAAUACCAAAGACUUGGGUUGGCGAUACUGACCAAUAUUCUUCCAUUGUUCAGAGGAGGCCCCGCCCACAAGAUUGAAGUUGAGCCAUAACCAAAAUAAAACGAUUUGCUCCAAAACCUUUAAAUUGCAAAUCCAUAUUUAGUUAGUUUGCAUGAAACGCCACAUCGUACUCCUCUGUUGAUCAGUGCAGGUUUAAAUCUUUGCUGGAAUGUCCUCGCCUUUUAAUGCAGUUAAUAACUCUUCUAGCACAUUCCAAAGAUAAUUUUUCAUAUCUGCUGUUUGUGUGUGAUGUCAUUGUGUUUUAACAGUGUCAGCCAGAAGGAAACUUUUUCACCUCCGAGCUUAGCACGGGGAAGAGUUCUAUUCAUGUUCACAUCUAGCGCCUCCUAGCUGCAGCUCCUUGUCAUAUUGAAGCCAAACAUUCCUCAACAUAAGCUACCGGUCCCGCUUUACUUGAAGGUCUUUUUUCAAAAGAUGAGUUAUUCAAAGCUGGAAACCAAAAACAUUUAACGGUGCGAGCCAAAGCUAAAAGUUGAAGCUUUAAACUUUUCUGAAAGCACUUUGACGUUCAACAGCUGCACGCCUUUUUGCAGACAGAUGGGAAAUAUGUUUGUUUUUUAUAUAUAUAUUGUGGUGCAACUUGCAAAAAACAUGAUGUCAUUGAACGCACCUGGAAUACUUCAAGUCUUGUUUGUGCGUGGUUCCCUGAAUGCAUCAUUUGUAUGUUCUCCAAGUAUGUGCCUUAACACUGGAUAAUAAAUGUUCCUCCUGAAGAUGCUCCUUGUAUCAUAUUCAUAUUCACCACCUUUCUCUACCUCCUGCUCAUUUGUCU
Molecule: messenger RNA, 8598 nt
Organism: Nerophis lumbriciformis (worm pipefish)
Lineage: Eukaryota; Metazoa; Chordata; Actinopteri; Syngnathiformes; Syngnathidae
Gene: atp10a
Product: ATPase phospholipid transporting 10A
Biological process (GO): phospholipid translocation
Cellular component (GO): plasma membrane
Molecular function (GO): magnesium ion binding; ATP hydrolysis activity; ATPase-coupled intramembrane lipid carrier activity
Source: RefSeq, a predicted model, not a curated record